Lactuca saligna is the source of this 682-nucleotide messenger RNA. The record is from the annotation of a GenBank genome assembly. NCBI's taxonomy places the organism in Eukaryota, Viridiplantae, Streptophyta, Magnoliopsida, Asterales, Asteraceae.
AUUCAAUAACUUGGCUUGAAAAUAGCCCCGAUUUUCAUCCUACCACCAAACCACAACUCACAAACGCACCAUGAAUAACAGAAAGAGAGAUAAACCCUAUUUCUCCCGCCACACGCCCUACAACUUCCCCAAACGCCGCCGCCCUCUCCCUUCCGAUCCGGCAACCGACGGCGAUGACUACUUUCAAGACAAACCAACAUCCUCCGGUAACACCAACACUGCAGUCGUCGUCACUGGCCUUUCCUCCAACUGCUCCGUCCUUGACCUCAAGUCCAGAUUCGAGAUCUACGGAUCGAUUUCCCGAACACGCAUGGAUUCCGGAGGUGUCGCCAACAUCACCUUUCGUUCAAGAGAUUCUGCUGAAUCCGCCAUCGCCGCUUCACUUGAUCCUUCCUUCGGCAUCACUCUCCAUUCCGCUCGGGUGGAAGUGAUGUGGGCGACUGAUCCAGUGCCACAAUGGAGAGAAGGGGUUAAGAAGAAAGAAGCUUAUUCAUCGUCAUCAAAGCUAUUGAAACCAGAGUUGCCACUUAGCAGACAUGGAAGAGGGAACAAGCUUGGGUCUGUGAUUGUGAACUCCAGAGAUGAAAAGAAAGAUGGUAACACAACCAUCAACAAUGCGAUUGAGAGCAGUAGUGGAAGAAGAAAAGGUCUGAAUCUUCCAAUAAGAGGAUUCUUGAAGUAA